UCCGUCCACGCCCGCGCCCCCACGGGACAAACGACAAGGCCCGCAAAAGAAAAGUGUAAACGAUAAAAAAGAAGAUCCUUCUCUUCCCUGCUGCCCCUCCGCGGAGACCUUCCCUGCGUCGCCUUCCCCCAACCCCCUCUCUGCCUCCUCAGCCGAGCUCAGCUCAGCCCGGCCCAGCUCCCCUACUCACUGCCCUUCUGCUUGUCCCCACGUCGCCAUUGUCGCUCGGCCGCAUUUCGCGCGACGUCGUCCUCGCGCCAACCGCACCGAACGCCAUAAUGCGGGGCGAGCAGUAGGUGGGUACACUACGCUCGGCUCGAGCUCCUUUUUGUUUCUCCUCUGGGCUGGAGCGGCCCGCCCCGCGCGCGCGCGAUGGGGUGCAAGGGCUCCAAGCUGGACAGCCAGGAGGCGGUGGCGCUCUGCCGCGGCCGCGCCGACCUCAUCGCCGCCGCCGUGCGCCACCGCUACGCGCUCGCCGACGCGCACGCCGCCCUCGCCGGAUCCUACGAGGCGCUCGCCGCGCCUCUGCACCUCCUCCUCCGGCUCCAGGCCGAGCCGCCGCGGCUCUCGCUGCCUGAGGACCGCAAGGGCGGCGGCCGUCGUGGCGGUAUGCCGCUCCCGGACCGCCGUCAUUCCUCGCAUGUCGACUUCGAGCCCACGUCGUCCUCCGGAUCCGACUCGGCCUCCUCCCCGCCCGGAUCGCCUCCCCGCCGCGUCCCCGAGCAGCUGCUCCCGCAGCCGAGUUACUACGGGUACGCGCCCGAGCCAGCGUUCGCCUACCCGGCGCCGCCGCAGAGCACGAUGCAGUUCUACCACGCGCGCAGCCGCCCGCCCCCGGCGUCGGUCGCCGUCGCGCAGCGCCCGCCGGUGUCGGAGCGCGCGCGCUACGGGGAUUUCGAUGCGGCAACUGCUGGCGGCGGCUACCCGCAGUAUUACGCCUACGGCGGUGAGCCGGCCGCGGCACCGCCGCCGCAGAGGGCAGCGGCUCCGGCUCCGGCUCCACUUCCGCCGCCGAGGGAGAGCUCGUCGUGGGACUUCCUAAAUGUGUUCGAGAACUACGACGACUCGUACGACGGCUACUACUACAACCCCACCACCACCGCGGCUGCCGCAGCCGCCGCGUACACGCCGAGCCGCAGCUCGCGGGAGGUGCGGGAGGAGGAGGGCAUUCCGGAGCUGGAGGAGGACGACGAGGAAACAGUGGUCGUGAAGGAGAUGGCGAGCGAGUACUCCACGGUUGGAACCGGCCGCAGCCAUCGCGGCUCGUUCGGUCCUGUCAAUACCAUCCCGGAGGUCGACAACCGGAGGAAUGUACAACGCAGGCGACCAGCAUACCGCAAUGUGGCCCCGCUGACACGAGAGCCGCCGGCGCAGAGGGUCGUCGGCAAUGCGAUGGACGCCGCCACCGCCGUUAAGACGCAGCUUGUCCGGGUGGCGGAGGCAGCAAGGGAGCUCGCGCCGCUGCUCGAGGUCGGGAGGCCGAGCUACCAAGGACGCAACUCGGUCUACCACGCUGCUUCAUCACGGAUGAUGUCCGCAAUCUCUGUGGCGCAUCUGGGGUGCAAAGACGAGGACAUGUUGGGCAUGGUGAUUGGGGAAGAAGGCAAGGUGGUGGACUCGUGGAGCUUAUCCUUGACACUAGAGAAGCUGUACUUCUGGGAGAGGAAGCUGUAUGGCGAGGUCAAGGCUGAAGAGAAAAUGCGUUUACGCCUUGCCAAGAACUCUAAGAGACUAAAGCUUCUAGAUCAAAGGGGUGCUGAAGCUCAUAAGGUUGACGCAACUCGAAAUUUGCUCAGGAAGCUGUCAACAAAGAUAAGGAUAGCUGUUCGUGUCAUUGCCAAGGUUUCAAGAAAAAUUAACAAAGUAAGGGAUGAGGAACUAGUGCCACAAGUUAACACCUUGAUCCAAGGGUUUGCAAAAAUGUGGCAAGACAAGCUACACUCCUACCAGAUUCAACUUCAAGUGAUAUCAGAAGCCAAAAACCUGGCUUCGGUCACAUCAGGUGGAAACAACAGCCCUGGUUUAGCAAUGGAACUGGAGCUAGAACUGAUUAAAUGGAUCAUCAACUUUUCCUCCUGGGUGAGCGCGCACAGGAACUUCGUAAAGUCACUCAAUGGAUGGCUAGCACUCUGCCUCAACUACGAACCUCAAGAGGCACCCACCUACUCGCCCGGGAGGAUAGGCGCUCCGGUGAUUUUCGUCAUCUGCAACAAAUGGUCUCAAGCCAUGGACAGGAUCUCGGAGAAGGAUGUGGUCAACGCAAUGCAGGCCCUCGUGUCGAGCGUGCGCCAUCUGUGGGAGCAGCAAAACCUCGAUCAAAGCGAAAGGAUCGUCGCGGUUCGAGAGAGGGACAAGUGGAUGAAGAUGUUGGAGAGGAAGGCGCUGGAGAUCAACAAGGAAGGUGACGAGUUGAACAGGAAGCUGGCCUUGGUGCCGGGCCAGCAGCAGAGCUUUCAGCGGUGCCCGACGAUACGAACGUACGAGGCGCAUUGUAUCGACGGUAGCAGCGUGCACGUGAACCUGAGGCUGGUGCUUCAGGCUCUGGAGAGCUUUGCUUCCAGUUCCCUGGAAGCUUUCCAGGAGAUACCGAGACUAGAUGAAGAGGCGACAAGGUCGUCGAGAGGGAGUUCGAGGGUGCCACGGUGACCUGCUUGUAAGGUGUUGUCCAGAACUUGCGAUCUGUGGAUUUGGAUGAGUAGUCUGUAGUUUCAUGGUGAUGCUGGUGGCCUGGUGGCGUUUUGGUGGGGGGUUAUAUCCUCGUGUAAUUAGCUUUUGUUUCACUGAAGCGUUUGUGGGCUACACUUGUGUAAGAUAUGGCUAUGGUAGAUUGGUGGUA
Molecule: messenger RNA, 2836 nt
Organism: Triticum urartu
Lineage: Eukaryota; Viridiplantae; Streptophyta; Magnoliopsida; Poales; Poaceae
Source: RefSeq, a predicted model, not a curated record